CUGCUGCCCAGAGCACAGAGGAGGCACCAGAGCCGAGGGAGGCACCAGCAGCUGGGGCUCAGAAAAGAUCUCCCUAGGCAGGAGCCAUGGCUUGGCCACCUCCCUACUGGCUCUGCCUGCUGGGGACCUUGGUAGGGCUCUCAGCUACCCCAGCUUCCAAGAGUUGUCCAGCCAGACAUUAUUGGACCCGGGGAGGACUGUGCUGCCAGAUGUGUGGGCCAGGUACUUUCUUUGUGAAUGACUGUAGUCAGAACAGAACAGCUGCCCUGUGUGGCCGGUGCAUACCAGGUGUCUCCUUCUCUCCAGACUACCACACCCGUCCCCACUGCGAGAGCUGCAGGCAUUGUAACUCUGGUCUUCUCACUCGAAACUGCACAGUCGGCGCCAAUGCCGAGUGCGCCUGCUCCCAGGGCUGGCAAUGCAGGGACCGGGAGUGUACGGAGUGCGACCCUCCUCUCGACCCCGCACCGACCAUACAGCAGUCUCAGGCCCCAGGCCCACACCCACCACCACCCCACUUACCUUAUGCCCAAGAGAUACCAGAGGCCAGGACGGUCUGGCCUGCACACACUAGGCAGUUUCCUGCCUCAACUCUCUAUACCCACUGGCCAUCCCAAAGACCCCUGUGCAGUUCACAAUGUAUCCGAAUCUUUGUGACCUUCUCCGGCAUGUUUCUGGUCUUCGUCCUGGGUGGAAUCCUGCUCUUCCGUCAAAGACGAAAUCAUGGACCAAAUGGAGACAGCCAGGCAGUGCCCGAGGAGCCUUGUCCUUACAGCUGCCCCCGGGAGGAGGAGGGCAGUGCCAUCCCCAUCCAGGAAGACUACAGGAAGCCGGAGCCUGCUUCCUACCUUUGAGGCAGGGUGGGGCGGGGCCCUUUCCACUGCGGCACCAUCCAGGGGGAUCUCCCCCACCAUCGUCAUCAGAACCCUUUCCUGUGUGCACGUGGACAGACCGACCCUCUGAGACUGAUAGUGAUAAGAGCAGGAUCCCCAGUGUGAGGUCCAGCAGUCUCGGGGAGGCCCAGGCUCUAGCUGUAAAACACACUUAUUAUAAACGAAGCCUUAUAGUUGGCAAAAUCACAUGCUGAGGGUGAAAAUGGCCCGCCAAGGGCUGGAGAGAUGAUUCAGCAGUGAAGAGCACAUGCUGCUCUUUUGGAGAACCAGAGUUUGAUUCCCAGUACCAUCAGAUGGCUCUAAACCACCUGGAACUCAUUUCAGGGGAUCUGACACCUUUGACCUCCUCUGGCACCCACAAAUGCAGAGCAUACACUCACAGACACACAGACAUAUGAAUAAAAAUAAAUUUUUUUUAAAUUUUUGAAUGGGCCAUGAGCAGAAGUCCCACAUCGGCCCUGGGGCCAGAAGGUCUCACCUGCCUCGGGAGACACUAUCUACAGACACACAUCCAGCCUGCUCCGGUCUCAUCUUCUCCAUAAGCUGUGGCGCUGCUGUGAGCGAAGCAGAGACUGAGACUUUCUCUCAGUUUAAGCUAAAACUGUAAAUAAACUCGUUUUUCUA
Messenger RNA from Peromyscus maniculatus bairdii (prairie deer mouse), 1517 nucleotides. It is a transcript of the gene Cd27, whose product is annotated as CD27 molecule. Gene Ontology annotation, biological process: positive regulation of T cell differentiation; positive regulation of B cell differentiation; negative regulation of apoptotic process. Gene Ontology annotation, molecular function: transmembrane signaling receptor activity; protein binding. The record is from RefSeq and is a predicted model, not a curated record. Gene Ontology annotation, cellular component: external side of plasma membrane. Lineage: Eukaryota; Metazoa; Chordata; Mammalia; Rodentia; Cricetidae.